AAAGGUAAACAAUGUGAAUUUAAAUAUGUCCAGGAUAAGAUUGUGUUAUCAGUAACACUUGCUGCUUCGCCGCCAUUUUUGUUAUUCGCUCUCAGCUGACGACCGGUUCGUACAAGAAAUUCUUAAGGCAAAUAAUGGAUGUAAUUGUAAUUGGAUGCGGUGCGUCGGGCAUUGCGGCUUUGCGAAAGCUCCACGAUGCCGGUUUAAAGGUACUGGGGUUAGAAGCUGACGAUAGAAUCGGGGGAAGAAUUAAGACCAUUCAAUAUGGAGACUGCUAUUUAGAUCUUGGCGCUGCUUGGUGUCAUGGCGAAAAGGACAACAUAGUCUUUGAAAUGGCGAACCCUUUAGGCCUUUUGGGACGCCCUAAACCUGACCAUAAAUGGUACGUGCUGUCAAACGGAGAAAUUCUCAAAUCGGACUUGAGUGAAUCUAUCAUUGGCGCUUUGGAUGAGGCUGUAGCGAAAGCAGAUAAGAAUACAAGCCAAUCCGUUUCUGAAUGUGUUAGAAAAGCAGUGAAAACCAACCCCACGCUGACAAAGGAUGCAAAGCUAUCCCAUUCCUUUCUAGAAUGGUUUGAGAAAAAUAACCAUGUCGGAGGCCAAACCGACCCUCUACAUGGCAAGUCGUUGAAGGGCUUAGAGGAGAGUUGGGGAUGUGAAGGCGAAUUCAUGUUGAACUGGAAAGGAAGAGGGUACAGAACCAUAUUGGAUUUGUUAUUGAACAAAUAUCCCGAUCCCUCAAAGGAAUUGCCCAUUCAAAUCAAUUUUAAGAAAGAAGUGGAGACUAUAAAAUGGCGGUCACCUCAAGCUGGCAACCCUUUGGUGCAUGUUAAAUGCAAGGACGGAAGUCUGUAUUCCGCUAAGAGUGUUAUUGUUACUGUAUCUUUGGGAGUUUUGAAGGAUAGACACAAUCAACUAUUCAAACCACAAUUACCAGCUGAAAAAAUAAACGCAAUUAACAACCUGCAACUUUGCGUGUUGGACAAAAUCUAUAUCGAAUUUACCAAACCUUGGUGGCCCGAAACACCCGGCUGUUUCACAAUUCUAUGGCGGGAGGAAGACAAAGCAAAAUUUAAUAAAAGCGAACAGUGGAUUACAGAAAUUUCUGGGUUCAAUACCGUUGAAUACCACCCAAAUGUUUUGCUUGCCUGGAUUUAUGGUGCUGCAGCUGAGAAAAUGGAGAAAUUGACCGUUGAUGAAGUGAAAGUUGGGAUCGAAAAGCUUUUGAGUGUGGUUUUCAAGAAGGGCUUUAAUGUAGCUCCCGUGAAAUGUGUUACUCGAACGGAGUGGGCCUCAAAUGUUCUUGUAAAGGGUUCGUACUCCUACCGCAGUGUUGCUAAUGAAGAAAAAGGCGGCAGUUCAAUUACCUUAAGUGAACCUUUGUAUUAUGGGGAAAAUUUCCCAAUUGUUUGUUUUGCGGGUGAAGCGACUUCCCACCAUAGAUUUUCUGCCGCCCAUGGGGCUGUAGAGGCAGGUUUUAGGGAGGCAGACAGAUUAAUUGCCAGUUUCAAGAAAUAAUAUCAUCGUAACAUCGUAUAUGUUAUCCUUCAAUACUUGUGUCUAUUCAAUUUUACUUUAAGUAUGCUUUCUUUAUGAUUAUCUUAUUAUAAAUAUAAAGCCUUCAAUAAUUUUUCUUUAAAACCAGCUUCAUCCCUUACAAAUUUUCCUAUUUUUUGAAGAAAAAAAAAAGGUAUAAGUUUAAUAUUUUACGAGUACUUCAUAUUUAUACUACAGAUUCCUAAUAUUCUUCAAACCCUAUUUUCAUAAAAUACAAAUCUUUUGAUAAUUUCAGUUUGGUUUUAUUACACUCUUAAGGCGAUCCAAUUAUGUUAUUAAGAUGGGACAUUAUUUUAUUGUUAAAAAUGAAAUUGGUUAGGAAUCAAACCUAGGGUAGAAUAAUUCUCAUAAUGCUUAGUUAGUAUGAUCUACGCAUUAUAUCAAAAAUGGGAUAUUAAUUGAUUUUGUCAUUUAUUACGUAGACAUUUUAUUCCUCAAAUACAUUUUUGUUGUUAUAAACGAUUUU
Molecule: messenger RNA, 2022 nt
Organism: Pieris rapae (cabbage white)
Lineage: Eukaryota; Metazoa; Arthropoda; Insecta; Lepidoptera; Pieridae
Product: spermine oxidase-like
Exons: 7
Coding region: 135-1517 (460 amino acids)
Molecular function (GO): polyamine oxidase activity
Source: RefSeq, a predicted model, not a curated record